ACACCCUCAAAUAUUCUUUUUCUUCUUACAAUAAUCUCUCCCAAUUCUAAAACACUUUGCAACAGAAAUGACUCUUCAUACAACUUAUUUUCUUCUCUCAUCACUACUACUGCCCAUUAUGUUCUUCAGUUUAACUGCUUUUGCCGAUACGUUAACAUUCAACAUUCUCAAUUGUGGAGCAAAACCUGAUGGUUCCAUUGCCGCUUCGUUAACAUUCAACGUUGUCGAUUAUGGGGCGAAACCUGACAACACAAAAUUUGACUCAGCCAAGGCCUUCCAAUCAGCAUGGACGCAUGCGUGUAGCUCUUCUAAAGCAGCUACCAUUUAUGUGCCUAAGGCCAAAUUCUACAUUUCUAGUGCAACUUUCAAUGGGCCAUGCAAAAAUAAUGCCAUUACUUUAAAAAUGGAUGGCACUCUGGUGGCUCCCUCAAAUUUCCAACUCACUGCCCAAUCUAAAAAUUGGAUCCUUUUUCGUCAGGUUAAUGGAGUUACUGUCUCCGGCGGUGUUAUUGAUGGUCAAGGAAGUGGACUUUGGGCUUGCAAACAGUCUGGCAAGACAUGCCCUCGUGGAACCACAUCACUAGAAUUUACCAAUUCUCAGAACAUAUUGAUCAGUGGAUUAACAUCACUGAAUAGCCAAAUAUAUCACAUUGUCAUGAAUAAAUGCCGUAAUGUAAAAAUGGAAAGUCUAAACAUCUAUGCCCCUGCCAAUAGUCCCAAUACCGAUGGAAUUGAUUUAGAAGAAACAACUUAUGCGACCAUCCUCGACUCUAAUAUCGGCACCGGUGAUGACUGCAUUUCAUUAGGCCAUGGCACAUUUAACGUGUUUAUCCAGAAUGUUUUCUGCGGACCUGGCCAUGGAAUUAGUGUUGGAAGUUUAGGAAGAAAGGAGAAAGAGAAUGGGGUCCAAAAUGUGACAGUUCAAUCAUGUAGACUCAGCAACACUCAAAAUGGAGUGAGAAUAAAAAGUUGGGGAAGACCCAGUACUGGAUUUGGAAGAGACAUUCGUUUUCAACAUAUCACAAUGACUAAUGUCAAAUACCCUAUCAUCAUCGAUCAAAAUUAUUGUCCCCAUCAUCAAGAUUGUCCUGGACAGGAUUCUGGAGUUAAAAUUAGCAAUGUGACAUACCAAUCCAUUUACGGGACAUCGGCGACGCUGGUGGCCAUCAAAAUGGAUUGCAGCCCCAAAUUUCCAUGCAAGGGAAUAGUGUUGGACGAUGUUAAGCUAACGUACAAGAAUGGAAAAGCCAAAGCUUCAUGUAGCCACGCUCAAGGCUUUGAUGUUGACUUGGUUGAGCCCACGGGUUGCUUUUAUAGCAGGGCAACUGAAGAGUUCUUAAGCUCUAUUUAAGUUAAGAAUUUAAAUCAUAUAUAUAUUAUUCCUGCUAAAAAUGAGUAUACUUCCCGCUGUAAUCUAAUUCUAAUGUACAUAUAGCUAAUGUUUGUACUACCAACUUUGGAAAUCAGAAACUCCAUUCGUCUGUUGCACUAGUUUAUGGUUAUAGUUGUAGAAGUUAUUCCUAAUCAUGCUAGGUUGUUGAAACUUUAGUGUGUUAAAUCAUGUAAAAUAUAGUGAAUAAAUUAGUUGAAUGGUUGGUUGAAUCAUCA
Messenger RNA from Cucumis sativus (cucumber), 1608 nucleotides. Its product is annotated as polygalacturonase. Bases 68 to 1351 code for a protein of 427 amino acids. The transcript is spliced from 4 exons. Gene Ontology annotation, biological process: carbohydrate metabolic process. NCBI's taxonomy places the organism in Eukaryota, Viridiplantae, Streptophyta, Magnoliopsida, Cucurbitales, Cucurbitaceae. Gene Ontology annotation, molecular function: polygalacturonase activity. The record is from RefSeq and is a predicted model, not a curated record.